GUGUACUACAAAAUAAUUGGUCAAUAUGUUGUUACAAGCACAUUAUAAAUGGCCUGUGCAAGAAGAAGAUGCAGUGAGGAAGGCUUUCUUAAGCUCAAUGAAGAAAAGAUGGAGUGACAACAUGAAGGAUGAGCGGGACAAAUGGAGGAAAAACAGUGACUACAAAUCGAUAUGGGCGCCAGAUCACCUAUGGCCAAACCUAUGCACUUACUGGGAUUCUCCCGAGUUUGCUAGUCUCAGUGGUAGGGGGAAAAAAAAUCAUGAAUUUGGUGACAGGGUGACGCACACAACAGGAUCUGUGAGUUUUGAUGUGCACAAAGAAAGGAUGACCAAAGCUGCUGAGGGGGUGAGACCGGGACAUCAAGACCUAUACAGGGAAACACAUACAAUGCAAAAAGGUGUCCCCCGAGGUGAGGAAGCUCCAUGGUGUGGCGAAAAACAUAGAGCUUGUCAUACUCAGCUUCAUGGCCAGCAAGAGAUAAUGAUGCAUGGGCAAAUGCUGUUGGGGGAUGUCAUAGCAACUUCAUGCUCGGGAUUGGGUCAUAGGUCAAUCCAGAGGAUAUUGGAUUUACCUAUAGAAAACGAGGGUUCUGACCUUGCUGAAAAACAAGCACAGGAUCGGGAGACAAUGGAGGCAAUGAGGACGGAAAUAAACCAUGUGAAGGAGGAAAGAGAAGUUAUGAAAUGCAUGAUGGAAGAGAUGGGCAGGAUGCAAUCAUGUUUGUCACAACAAUUUGCUACUUUUAAUGCAUAUGGGAUGCACCCCCCUAUGGUUGGCCCAUCAUUUCCUCCUACUGGGCAAGCAUUUCCUCCUACUGGGACAUCAUGUCCUCCUGCUGGGCCAUCAUUUCAGCAUGAUAUGUCAAUGCAGCUCCCAAUGGAGCAUGGAAUCCCCAUGGGCAAUGUAGGGAGACAGUCAAAAGCAGCUGAUACAUCCCCAAGCAAUCCUCCACAUGAUGAUUAUGUUUACCACCCGAGAUUUGAUGCAGAUUACCCAGGUCCAUUUGGGUCGGAAUGACGGUUGUGAAAGAGGUUGUGAACUUAGAACUUGUUGUGUUGUUGAUUUUUCAUGGAACUACUUUCAGUUUAUCGAUGGAUGAUUUUAAUUUGUUUGGACAUUGGUCUGUAUGUCACUUUGGAGUGAAUGUUUUACAAUAAUAUUAACUAAAUUUC
Messenger RNA from Rubroshorea leprosula, 1173 nucleotides. The record is from the annotation of a GenBank genome assembly. Lineage: Eukaryota; Viridiplantae; Streptophyta; Magnoliopsida; Malvales; Dipterocarpaceae.